AUGACUGCGCGCAUCGCGAGUGCCCGCUUUCGGCAACGGAAACUUUCUACAAAGCAAAACUUACCUAUUGUUCGCGAGCAUGAGGUUGAGCAGCUUGCCGAUGACGACGCCUCGCGACACAUUCCCAAAGUCGAGACUGGUGUUGAGAAGGGCGAGGAGAUUGCUGUCAUCUCUGCCGCCCAGGCAAGCUCGACCGGGGGUAAGAUCGCGCAGCUCUUCAUACCAACACCAGAUGCUGUCGCGAGUCAACUUCAGUAUGAUGACCUCUACCAAAAGGUAUUCAGACAGCCUGCCACAUACAUUCGAUUCUCGUCGACUGUCGAAGACACAUCAGGUUGCCCGUAUUGUAUGACAAGUGACGAUGCUGCCUUCCUCAAGUCAUUCAACCAAAAGCAAGGCAAGAAAGCCCACUGCUCUGAAGAUGAAUUCGAGGAGAUCAUGUACUUCUUCGAAGAGAAGACCCAGGAGAAGCAACCGUAUGCAGAUGUCGACAAUACCCCUGUGCUCCCCUUCGAAGAACUCGAGGCAGAUUUCGAUGAAACGAUCAGCGAGUCAGCGCGUCGAUUCGCGAAGGAAGUCUAUGUGCACUGGAAGAACCAGCGUUUGCUGAAAGGCAACCGCCCUCUGCUGCCGUCAUUGAAGUUCGAGAAGAAUCUUGAGACCGAUGAUGCUGACCCAUACGUGUGCUUCCGCCGCCGCGAAGUACGACAAGUGCGAAAGACACGUGGCCGAGAUGCGCAAGUGAAUGACAAGCUCAAGAAACUUCGCAAGGACCUUGAAGAUGCACGCUUGUUAAUGUCACAUGUGCGCCGGCGUGAAGUACUGCAGAGAGAGCAGAUCCAGAUCGACAAGACCAUCUUCGAACAGCGCGCAGCUGUCAAGGAGAUCAAGAGGAAAUUGAGUAUCAAGGGCGACGACGAAGAGCUCCUGAUCACUCAAAAGCCUGCUCCUAAGCCGAAGAGGCCAGCUGAUCUUGAGAGAGUGCGCCAGAAUAUUCCGGGUAUGAAGCCGCGAGACACUCGUUCCGACGGACGUCUCGUGGACGGCGACCUGGUUUAUCUGGAGGAACAGCAAACGAAGAAGACCGAAGCAAUCGAAAGCUUCAUCGAAGACAACCUCGUCAAGCACCAGAAAUGGAACGUUGGUUGGGUGGAUGCGACAUGGCGGCCCAUCACUCCACCGCUGGAGCUACCAGCUGCCAAAUCAGACUUCCGUACGGUCUUCACGCAGUCGCAGUUGCCCACACCACCAGCUUCUGUUUCUGAUGAAGGAGGUGCUGAUGCAAUGACCGUAGAUCGUGUGAACAAACAGGACGAGCCACGGAGAAGCGCGCGGAUACGUUUCGCAACGCCUCCAGAAGACGUUCCUUUUCAGGACCAAACCCGGUUCCGGAGAAGAAUCGGUCGAGGUGGGCGUGUGAUGAUUGAUCGUCGCGGAAUGAAACGGCAGAAGAUCGAGAACGGCGAAGUCGACGAGCGCGUUGCGGAUCGAUGGAAGUUCUCCGGUGAUAGCAGUGAGGACGAGCAGAUAUAUGCAGUGGACUGGACCGACACCAUGCACAUCAGAUAUAGGAACAUGAUUGACCGGCAAGGCGAAAAACAGCAACCACAACAAGUUGCACCAAACCCGAAUCGAAGGUCCAUCGAAAACCACAACCGGUCGGCCUCUGGUCAUCUGAUGCCCCCGACACCCACAAAUGCUAGCGCUGGGUGA
This is a messenger RNA of Parastagonospora nodorum SN15, 1713 nucleotides long. RefSeq lists its product as hypothetical. Lineage: Eukaryota; Fungi; Ascomycota; Dothideomycetes; Pleosporales; Phaeosphaeriaceae. The transcript has 3 exons. Gene Ontology annotation, biological process: regulation of transcription by RNA polymerase II. Gene Ontology annotation, cellular component: piccolo histone acetyltransferase complex. The record is from RefSeq and is a predicted model, not a curated record. The coding region runs from base 1 to 1713 and encodes 570 amino acids.